Myzus persicae (green peach aphid) is the source of this 1572-nucleotide messenger RNA. Its product is annotated as zinc finger MYM-type protein 1-like. The transcript is spliced from 3 exons. Gene Ontology annotation, molecular function: protein dimerization activity. The record is from RefSeq and is a predicted model, not a curated record. The coding region runs from base 1 to 1572 and encodes 523 amino acids. NCBI's taxonomy places the organism in Eukaryota, Metazoa, Arthropoda, Insecta, Hemiptera, Aphididae.
AUGGAUAUUAACAAAAGUAUAACUACAAAAGGAGGAGCUGCUAAAGAGCGUGAAAAAAAAAGAAUUAAGUUAAAUGUAGCGGCAAAAUCGUGUCAAAAUAUACAACACUUUUUUAUGCCAAUAAAUAAAAUUAAUGAACACGAUAUUGACGAUCCUGCAUCUGUAUCAAACUUGAUCUUGAAGCAUAACAGUGAAAAUCAAAUAAAUGAUGAAUGUGAUAAUACAAGUCAAGAAAAAGAGCCUAAUUUAAAAGUUGUCACCUCAUCUGAUACUCAAGUAAUAGAAUGUGAAAAUACAAGCCAAGAAGAUUACAUGACAAAUUUAGAAGUUAUUACUUUAUCUGUUUGUUUUGAUGGAGCAUCGACCAUGUCUGGUCAUUUAAAUGGCGUUCAAUCAAAAUGCAAAGAGAAAAACAAUAGCAUAAUGUAUGUACAUUGUUACGCUCAUUGCUUAAAUUUAGUGUUGGUUGAUUCUAUAUGUGAAAAAUCAAAUUCUAAAGGAAAACAAAAUCGAUUAGUUUUUAAUUUUUUAGGAACUGUUCAAUUCAUAUAUAACUUUAUAGAAAGUAGUCCUAUGCGACACGCAACUCUGGAAAAAGUUGCAAAAGAAACUGGUGAUAAACUCCACACAUUGAAGUCAUGUUCAAAUACAAGAUGGGCUUGUCGAGCAGAAGCUGUGAAAGCAAUUAUGAAUAAUUAUGAAGUUUUGAUUAUUGCAAUAGAAAACAUUUGUGAAAAUUGUUCAGUGCCAGAGAUGAGAGCUAAAGGAAUUGGUUUAUUAUAUCAAUUAAAAACCUUUGAUUUCAUUUUUGGUAUGCAUAUGAUGAAUCCAAUUUUAAUGUUAAUUUUAAAAGUUAGUACCUUACUCCAAGAACCAAAUCUUAAUCUUGUUUUGGCAAUGAAAAAUGUUAAUAGUUUGAGAAGUACAUUAGAUAGUAUGAGAAAUGAUGACAGUGAAUACAAACAAAUGUUUGAUAGAUCUGUUAUAUUAUGCAAAAAACAUGAUAUUGUUAUUCCAGAUAGUAAUUCUCGCAAAGUUUCAACUCGUUUAGAUUCUAAUUCAUCAAAUCAAGCUUUUUUUAAUACAAAAUUUGAUGAAUUGAAAAUUACAGUAUUCUAUCCAUUACUUGACAAACUACUCAGUGGAAUUGAUUCAAGAUUUAAGCAGGAUACAUUUGACUUGGUUGAUGCUAUGGCAUUUUCAGAGGAAGAUUUAAUUACUGAACUGAAACUUUUAAAAAAUUAUGAAAAUGCUAUGCAACUAAAUGGUGCUUCUAGUAAAUCUAUUUAUGAAUGGAUUGAUUGGUUGAAAACAACUGGAAAUUCUACAGUAUAUACUUGUGUUUUUAAAACUUUGAAAAUGUUUACAAUCAUACCUGUAACUAGCUGUACUUGUGAACGUGUUUUUUCAAAAUUAACUAUUGUAAAAAACAAAUUACGCAGUACAAUGAGUCAAGAACGUUUGGAGUCAUUAUUACUGCUUUUCACUGAACAAGAAAUGGUAUCAAAGGUAGAUUUAAAUGCAGUAAUAGAUGAAUUCAACAGUAAGGGGAACAGACGAAUGUCUCUCUAA